AGGCCAUCCAACUACGGUCACACUGGCAGAAACGAAUAACGCAAUUGGAAGCCUUUUUAACAUUUAGUGAUUUUUACCUAUUUAACUGCAAAUUAGCUAGUUUAAAAUGACCACAGCAGCGCGACCGACCUUUGACCCCGCCCGCGGAGGCUCCGGUCGCGGCGAGAAGGACCUGAGUGCGCUGAGCAAGCAGUACUCCAGUCGCGAUUUGCCAGGCCACACCAAGCUGAAAUACAGGGAGACGGGCCAGGGCACCAGCGAGGAGAUCCGCAACCGGGACUUCCGCAAGGAGCUGGAGGAGCGCGAGCGCGAGGCCCGUUCCGGACCAGGAGCCACUUCCUCUUCUGGGAAGGCUCUGCCCUCCAUUGUGCGCAAGGCCAUCGAGGCGAACAAUGCGGGAGGAGGCGUCGUCGCUGCAAAGCGGGCCAAACCCGAUGUCCUGCAGCAGCAGCAGCAGUUGCAGCAACAGCAGGCCGCCAAUCUGGACGCCGAUGAGCCGCUGGACAACGACAGCUCCGACUCGGACAGCGAUUCGGAUGACGACGAUGCCGCCCUGCUGGCCGAGCUGCAGAAGAUCAAGCAGGAGCGCCUCCAGGAGACGGCCCGCCGCGAGUCGGAGAAGAAGCAGGAGGACGAGCGCAUUCGCAUGGAGAACAUCCUCUCGGGCAAUCCGCUGAUCAACUACGAACCCGGCACCGCCGCCUCAGCCGCCGGACGUGCCUCCGGCCUGGGCGGCGACCUUAAGAUCAAGCGCCGCUGGGACGACGACGUCGUGUUCAAGAACUGCGCCCGCUCUGCUCCCGAAAAGAAGACCCACUUCGUCAACGACGCCCUGCGCUCCGAUUUCCACAAGAAGUUCAUGGACAAGUACAUCAAGUAGGCGUCUUAGGAUUCGCUUUAAGAUUUAAGCGCUUUUUUGUAAUAGUUUAAGUAAACCAAUUGUCAACUUUUUUUGGCCUUCCGCCUGACCAUUAAAAUUCGCAUUUUGUAAGCAUA
This is a messenger RNA of Drosophila suzukii, 996 nucleotides long. It is a transcript of the gene c12.1, whose product is annotated as spliceosome-associated protein CWC15. Gene Ontology annotation, biological process: mRNA cis splicing, via spliceosome. Gene Ontology annotation, cellular component: catalytic step 2 spliceosome. Gene Ontology annotation, molecular function: RNA binding. NCBI's taxonomy places the organism in Eukaryota, Metazoa, Arthropoda, Insecta, Diptera, Drosophilidae. The record is from RefSeq and is a predicted model, not a curated record.